Menidia menidia (Atlantic silverside) is the source of this 5971-nucleotide messenger RNA. Lineage: Eukaryota; Metazoa; Chordata; Actinopteri; Atheriniformes; Atherinopsidae. The record is from the annotation of a GenBank genome assembly.
GCCAGUUCCGCCUAAGUUAUCCCUGUUGUCCAUGGAUGGAGCUAGUGUAGCUUAGCUAAUUUAAACUCUCCUGAGUGUGUCAGUGUUUCGUUUUGGGAUUGUAUCAUGAAGCGGGGAACGGGUUGACUGGGUUCCGUUUCAAUGUGUUGCGCUAACACGCUCAGCUCACAGACUCAGUCGGUUGGGGGAUUGAAGAGCUGUUUCUUUGGAAGUAAAACCUGUUGGAGAAGAUGAAGUAUGUGUAACGUAAACCCGGGCUAUAGCUGCGUGCCACCCGACAAAGCUCUCGUGUUCACCGGUUUCAUCUUCGGUUUGAAUUUCCAGCAGCACAAUGGAUGCCGAGGGAUAUAGAGGUGAUACGCGGCGUGCGGAAAGCGAGAACAUUUGGUAUGUGAUGCAGAAAUCGGGAGAUCUGGAUCCCAGGGCCAGAGAUGGCGAGAGUUGGAAGCUGGUGGAGGUUUUUCUUUCGGGAGGUGCACCCUGGGGGUUUACUCUCAGAGGAGGGCUGGAGCAUCGGGAACCACUGCUCAUAACAAAGGUUGAGGAGGGGAGCAAGGCAGCAGCCGUGAGUCUCCAGGUGGGAGACGAGCUUGUCAACAUCAACGAGAUUCCCCUGAGUGGCUUCAGGCAAGAGGCAAUCUGCCUCGUGAAGGGCUCCCACAAGACCCUCAGUCUGGUGGUUAAAAGGAGGAACGAACCCAUAAGCAGGCCCCACUCCUGGCACUCUACCAAGUUCAAUGAAAGCCAAUCAGGGUCUGUCAAAGGACAGUCUCCGCCCACGGCUGUCUGGCACACCAGAUAUGAUGCAAGUUCAUCUGCAACUGACCUCUCCUCUGACUGGGAGCAGACGAACCUCCACAGAGCGUCUGACCAGUUCAGCUCCCUGGGCAGCAUGGACAGCCUAGAGCAGGUUCCGCACCCAUUCCCGGCCGGUCAGCUGUCGCCCGCCAAGUCCAACAACAGCAUGGAGCACCUCGGAGGGGGAAAGCGAGACUCGGCCUACAGCUCCUUCUCCACCAGCUCCAGCACGCCCGACUACACCCUGUCAAAGAGCAACGCUGCGUCCACAGAGAACGUGCUCUAUAAAGUCAGCCAGUGGGACGCGGCGGGAGGAAAGCACAGCAACGGCAGGAACACUCAGAGCAUUUCCGCUGAGGGCGUCAGACAGGACGACCGGCUGACCUACUUCCAGAUGCCAGGAGCCUCUUCGGGUCCCGAUGCCCCUCACGCCGAGGACCCAGCCGGCUGCCGGCAUUCCGCUUCAAGCAGAACCAGCUUCGGACCCGUGUGGAACGUCCCUGAGAGAAAGAAGGCUGGAUCCCCCUCUCCUCCCCCUCCACCUCCCCCAGCACGCAGCGACAGCUUUGCCGCGACACGUGUGCACGAGAGAGGGCUGGUGGCGGCCCACUGCGAGGUAGCCGAGGGGUCACACCCGGCCUGCAAGGCUCCCUCCGAAAGCCGACGCAGCCACCACAUUUCCAUUAAGACGGAUGGUGAAAAUGUUCACACUUCGCCCGACAAAUUCGGUCCGAACCAGUUCAGCUCCAAUAAACAGCACUCCCUCUCCAGCACCGACGUCCGGCAAGGCCAAGCUCCCCACGUUGGCCAGCCCUUUCAUCAAAGACACCACAGCGACAAAAGCACUUUGUAUCCUCAGCCCUACUCUGUCCCGAAGCCACACAAUGUGGGCGGCUACUACAGCAGCCUGCAGGAGCUGCCCACAAACGGCUCCACGCCGCCCCCGACCCAGACGGAGAGCAGCGGGCCCAGCAGAUACUACUGCGUCACCACGUGUCAGCCCGCUCCGCCCAACUCGGCGGCUUUGUCCGGAAUUCCUGAGGACCGGAGGAGCGCCGCAGCCUCUGGACAGGCCGGUAAUGAGCGGAGCUCUGUCAGCCCGCAGACGGCCCCCAAAUCCAAAUAUCACCUGCCACACCAACAGCAACUCCCCACGCACGGUAAAGACAGUAAUGUGUACAACAAGCACCAACCCCGUGUGGAGAAAUCCAGUUCUGAUGAUCUGGAGGGCCAGAGAGGACACGGCACACAAAAUGCGGAGUACGUCGGGAAUCCCACGAGCAGACCGUCUGAGCAGCGUAGGUCCCUGCCACCGCAGCUCAAAGAUUUCCCCCAAGACACCCGAAAUCACAACAGGGUGAGCGACAAGAUCUGUCCCCAGGCAACGCCCAUGCUCCACUCCUUAUCCAUGGAUGCCGCCGGCCAGGAGGAGAAAGCAAGAGGCGCCAACUCCCUCGAGGAGUCCCUCGAAAGCAAGCAGGCGAAGCGCGGCGACCGUUUUGCCACCACUCUCAGAAAGGAGAUCCAGAUGAGACGAGCCAAACUGCAGAAAAGCAAGAGCGCCGCCUCCCUUCCUGUGGAUGAAUGCGAGCUGGAGGAGUAUCGGGAGGAGAGUUCCACCCCGACGUCGGCUGACGGGUCCUUCUCCAACUCGUACAAAGAUCAUUUGAAGGAAGCGCAAGCAAGGGUCCUCAAGGCUACCUCUUUCAGGAGGAGAGAUCUGGAGCCUGUCCUACCGGAGCACUCCGCGCCUGAGGCCCUCCCCAACUACGCAUCCUCGGCCCAAGCUCGCAAGGAUGUCAACCCUCUGCCGACUGUCUCGGAGUCAGUAGCGAGUAAUUCAGGACUGCCCAGUGGUCAAGUGACUCGCAUUGGUGGCCGCAAGCGUUUCCCUGUAGAGAAGAAGGUUAGAUCUUUCUCUGAACCCGACAAAAUCCACGAAGUCGGGGUCGUCGGCGAAGAAGCGAGCUCCCCUACAAACAAGCAAACACUCUUCAAAGAAAGUGUGAAAAUGGGAUUUCCUUAUCACUCGGCCCUUAAAAGCCAUAGCAAGAGCCAAGGCCAGGAUCUUCCUACCAGCAACGCACGAGAGAGCACAGUGAAAGACAUCAAGGCCAAGGCAGGGUCCAGUGAGGAUGUUGAAAGAGUCAGCUGCUUCACGCAGGCCGUCCAAGAUCAGCAAAGACUGGGCACGUUCGCCGAGUAUGAGGCAAGGUGGAAUGUACAGAGGAAACCGCCCGAGAAAAAAGCCUCCGGACGAUAUUGUUCGGCCGACAACAUAUUAGAUCCAGGGCCAGAAGAGAGAGCAAAGACCUCUUGCUUCCAUGAGAGAUCUCGUUCAUCUCCGUCUGCAGACAUCUAUGGGCAGAGGCUGCCAGUGCCUGCAAGAAAGUCUGAUCCAGAAUAUUCCCAGAGGGAGCGCAAACCCCCUGAGCUGCUCCACACCGAACAAGGGUUCCCCGAGGGCUCGGGUGACGGCGGAGUGCGAGCAAAACCGGCGGGGUUCGAAAAUGACUCGGUGACAAGCGCCCCGCCCAUGACGGGAGCCAAUCCCGACGGCAGACACCGAGCCGCUCCGGCCGCCGUCAACCACAGACCCACAUGCCCAGAGGUCGGCUCCCAGGAAUCCCUCAGCGGUUCCCAGAGCGAAGUCUUCGCCCACUUCUCCUCUAACUCAGCCUUUUACCCCACCCACUCCGCAAAGGGAGAUUCGGAGCAGGGCAGAGGGCUUACAGACAGAGGACAAGGGGCAGUACAUCAUCCGUUAGCAUCCAAUCCCCAGGCUGCCUCCCACAGACCCACCAUGGAGGGGCAGCGCUCCCCCUCUCCACAAUUCUCCCCGCAGAAACUCAGCGACAAGCCUCCGGCGUCGCUUCAGGACGAGGAGUCGGACAGGACGGAGCGCGUUCUGGACAACCCGAAUACCACAGCCAGAAAGGUGCCCAUUAAGAUCGUCCACUUGGGAGGAAACUCGGAGAAGGAGAGCUCUCCCUUCCUGCAGCAGAGUGAGCCGGCGCCCGCGGCACCCGAGGAGCACGGCGGGAGCAGGCUGGGAGCGCUGGGGGCCGCGGGCCAGGACUCGCUCUUCUGCGCCUUCACCCGCCACAGGGAGCCCGACGGCCUGACCAUUCAGGAGCCACCACCGCCCCCGCCGCCGCCCGCAGAGGAGCCCGGCGGCGGCCAGGCGGGCGAAGCGGCCGGGCUGAUGGAGGAGGAGGAGCAGAAGAGAGAGGAGCUGGCCAGGGACAUCAUGGGGAAGGACAAGUCCCUCGCCGACAUUCUGGAUCGGAGCAAGAUGAAGACCACCAUGGAUCUGAUGGAGGGCAUCUUCCCUCAGGGCGAGCAGCUGCUGGAGGGAGCCCAUCAGCGCAGGAAGGUGCAGACCAAGCAAAGCAACCCCCGGCCGGCCGAGGAGAGGGAAAAGGAGGAGGACACCGCGGCGGCUGUCACCAUGGUGACCAGCUCCACAUAUUACUGCACCUCUGCUCCCAAAGCCGAGCUCCUCAUCAAGAUGAAGGACAUGCAGGAGCAGAUCGAGGAGGAGGAGGACUCUGAGGACGAACUGGACAUUGACUUGGCCAACAAGAAGCAAGAGCUGAUCGACAGCCUCAGCAAGAAGCUCCAGGUGCUGCGCGAAGCCAGGGAGAGCCUCCAGGAGGACAUCCUGGACAACAACGCCCUGGGCGACGAGGUGGAGGCCCAGGUUCAGCAGGUCUGCAAGCCCAACGAGCUGGACAAGUUCAGGAUGUUUGUCGGGGACUUGGACAAGGUGGUGAGCCUACUGCUGUCCCUCUCGGGCCGCCUGGCCAGAGUGGAGAACGCUCUCAACAGCCUGGAGGAGGAUGCUACCCCCGAGGAGAGGCGCACGUUGGUUGAGAAGAGGAAGCUGUUGAUCCGACAGCACGAGGACGCGAAGGAGCUGAAGGAGAAUCUGGACCGCAGGGAAGGCGUGGUGUACGACAUCCUGUCCAACUACCUCCCCGAGGACAGCCUCACAGACUACGGGCACUUUGUGAAGAUGAAGUCGGCGCUCAUCAUCGAGCAGCGGAAGCUGGAGGACAAAAUCAAGCUGGGCGAGGAGCAGCUGAAGUGCCUCACGGACAGCCUGCCCCUGGAACAGAGACUGGCACUGUGAGGACCCAACAAAAGCUGCGCCUGAGCUCAGCCGCCAGUAGAGGGAGACAAAGGUCAGCUCCUGCAGCCCAAAGCCUGUCAGAGAAAGGUCUGCCCCCCCCCCGACUCCCUUUGACAAUGUGAGCAUCACGGCCUUUGAACUGGAUUACAAGGACAGCAACACUUAUAAGACUCUAUAAGUAGCUCCUAUUUGAAAGAUGUUGCUUUUCUUAGCAUCCACCAACCUCUAUAUCAUAUGUAUUGAAUGCUGGUUUUGCUUUGUUGUAUGUUUACUUUUUUUUUCUUCUUUAUUUUUUAGUAAUUUAUUGUAGCCUUUUGAAUCUGCGCAGAAGGGGUCAGUAUUUUGUUGUCAGCUGGUCCGAGUAGCCAUGCUACCCGGCGUGUUACAUGUGGUCACCCGCAAGUAUUUAUCACAUUUUAGCGUUGCGAACCGUUUCGCUCUGUAAGACAACGUUCCACUACGUCCGGAUCCAAUUCAGCGUCCAUUUCCUUGUUUAGCGCUGGUGGCCUUUUCCCACUACGGCUUUAAAACAUUUCCUCUGAACCCGAUAGGCCAACGUGAAGCCUGCCGGCUGAACGCUCCUGUCACAAGACGGCUAGGGACGCAUUCACUCAGCUUUACCAAACAGAUGAAGCACUUCUUUUUCAGACCCGAUGCACCUUUCAAUCUCCCUCUCCAGGCUCCGCCCAUCCCGAGCUGUUUGCCUUGUGCUGUGUGUGUAUUUUACUUUAUUACUUUUACUUUCAUUAACAAAGUACCAUGUUUGUCGCCUCUUGUUCAGUUCAAACAGGAAGAAAGUUGUUGGGUUCAUUAUUUUGCUGCCAAUUAUGGAACUAAAUGAUUGCACAACAAUUGGACCGAUCAGAUACCAGAAUGUCAGACGUAAACAGAUUAAGUCGGGCUCCCAAAAGGAAGGCCCAGUGGAGAAUGUUGGUUCGGCUUGUUUGAGUUUGUCCUGCGCCGGCUGCAUCCCGACUCUUUAAAACUGUCCGCCAGCUGUGCUCCUUCAUAUUAAAUAAAGAGUCUACUGAAAGCCCA